Messenger RNA from Oncorhynchus masou masou (cherry salmon), 1802 nucleotides. It is a transcript of the gene spata6l, whose product is annotated as spermatogenesis associated 6-like. Gene Ontology annotation, biological process: spermatogenesis. Gene Ontology annotation, molecular function: myosin light chain binding. Lineage: Eukaryota; Metazoa; Chordata; Actinopteri; Salmoniformes; Salmonidae. The transcript has 11 exons. The record is from RefSeq and is a predicted model, not a curated record. The coding region runs from base 280 to 1416 and encodes 378 amino acids.
GUCUAAAAAAAAUAUCCCAAUCUAAAAUAAGGGUUAAAAUAAAAGUAAGAAAGGGUUCAAAUAAAAUAUUUGGUAAUUCUACAGGAGAAUCACUGCUCUACUAGUAUACAGUAGUGCCUACUACCCUCUUGUGGCCAAGGAAAGAUAACGCACCUAAAAUAAUUUGGUUAAAACCGGAAGUUUCAGACGCCAUGGAAACACACGACGCUGACCUGUGCUGCUAAAUGAAUAGCUAGCUAGCAUCAAACGAAUAGCUUCACCAUCAAACUGUUGAAAUUAAUGUCUCGGAAAGCAAUGAAAGUGGUAGUUGACUUACAGUUUAGAGCGGUAUCAUGCCCUGGUGUGCAUUUGCCAGCCAAGGAUGACAUCUACCUCAGUGUGUGCUUCAUGAGCCAAUACCGCAAGUCUGUGUGUCUCCCCCCUGUCUUCCCUCUCCUGUUUCGAGAGAAGAUGAGAUUUGAGAAAGUGUUCCACUAUGCUGUUGACCCAGGAGAUGUUGCAGAGAUGCUGGAAUAUGAAACGGUCAAAGUUGAAUUGGUACAGUUGAUCCCCCCAGUGGGGGAGGCCCUGGCCUGCUUUGAGGAAGAUGCCAGACGCUUCCUAUUUCCAGAGCCCAAAUUGGUUCCAUCCUUCUCUGGAGUGGACAGAGAGGUUCUCAUGACACGCUCCAUUAGCUUCCCUGGCAUUGCUCCAAGGUUAGAGUUCUCCACCAGAACAACCAUCAGUGAGUGCUCUGCGAACGCAGAGGUCAACAGCACCCAUCUCAGGUUUCCAAUGAGGACAGUGGUGCCAAAGAAACGCACUAAAAGGUCCCGAAAGGUACACCGGAGAGGAGAUUGGGACGGUGCCUGGCGGGCACCAGUGAUGCCCAGAUCACGCUCCCUCUCCCCGUGCAAAGCCAGCCAGAUGGACGGUUGUCAUGGAAACAUGGGGCGGCUGGCACAGCUCAGUUUGGGUUCCAGCUGGGAUAUAGAUGAGGAGUUUUUACCCCGUCAUAAAAGCGAUCCCUUGCUUGGGACUGGACACUCCCCUACACCCCACCUCUCCCCUGUCAUGGCCAGACCCACCCUGAUCAACGACUCCUCUCCUCGUCUCCCACAGUCCCUGUCCUCUGACACAGACAAUCUCCUGGACUACCCACCAGGUCCAAGCCAACGGUGUUCACUGGUUAACAUAGGGAGAUCCUCUAUCGCUACACCCAGCCAUUCCAUGCUUUGGCACUCCUACAGGGAAAGCUCGAGACAAAAUGGGUCACGCCCCAGCUCCCAGGGCAUGUGGGAGGAGGUCCAACACCGCGUCCGAGGACUCCUUACCACCCCUAGAGCGGUGCACAGACUCGCCCAUGGGGCCACAGACUCCGAGAUAGACGAGGUGCUAGCCCGGAGGUCCAUCUCCCCUAACCGAUGCCCACCCUAGGGAGUCAGUGGGGAACGGCCUGGGAAGGGGUGCCGUUCACUCAACAACUUGAAGCUUUAUCUUCUAUACAACCAGUGAAGAAGCCAAAGUGUCCUGUUCAUUUCGGCAUUGAUUUCAUACGAUAAUGAUGUCAUAAUUCACUCUGUGUGUGUUACGGUUGGCUGAAAUUAAGUAUUAAGGCGUACGGUGGCUAUUGAAGAGAAGUGAUUGACCAGAAUUCAAAGCAUCUCAUUAUAUUAACGCUAAUGUUAUUAGUCAUUUUGUAUGUUUAUUUAUGGUAUUGAAUUGAGGCAGAAACCAUAGAAAUGUAUGUCAUUAUAGUCGUGUUCUGUGGACAUGGUCAUUUUGUGUGAAUAAAUCGUUUUGUGUAAUCUAACAAAAAGAAA